AUGUUUGUGGGGAUUGCUGUCCAUCAAAGGCUGUGCUGGGGAGCUCUGUACCUGUUGGCGGCAGGGCUGGCAUUAACAUCUGAAACACGCCGGCUGUGUCCUCACUCCUGUCGCUGCAACACCACGGUGCUGGAGCUGAACUGCUCUUAUGGCCAACUUACCACGGUGCCUGACGGUCUCCCACAAGACACUAAACUCCUGAACUUAACUCAUAAUAUAAUAAAGACUCUGGUGCAUGAGCAGUUUCAGACUUUAACACAUCUCUUGGACUUGGAUUUAAGUGACAACUUCCUGGCAAUAAUCGAAGUGGAAGCUUUUCUUGGCUUGCAUAGUCUGCUAACUCUGCGUCUUGCUCACAAUCACCUGAAGAUAAUUCCUGUAGGAGCCUUUGCUGGUUUGUCAAAACUGCAGUUACUGGACAUAAGUGACAACAAGAUCCUUGUUGUCUUAGAUUUCACUUUCCAUGAUUUAGCGUCCCUGCAGUUUAUUAAGGCAGAAGAAAAUGACUUAGUUUUCAUCUCUCAUCAAGCUUUCACUGGCCUAACCAGCCUACAGGAGCUGCACCUUGAUGCCUGCAAUCUCACUGCUGUGCCGACAGAGGCGCUCACACAACUUAGUGGGCUGAGAAGCUUUUAUUUUCACCGGCUUGGCCUCAACUCACUACCAAACUACUCUUUCCGUCAUCUAGUGCGUCUAAAGGAACUUUUCAUAUCUCAUUGUCCCUGGCUAGAGACCCUGUCGGGAAAUAGUCUCUUUGGCCUAAAUCUUACAUCCCUCACCAUCACACACUGCAAUCUUAGUACUGUUCCCUAUAUCCCUUUGCAUCAUCUUGUAUAUCUUGUUUACCUUGACUUGUCUUUUAAUCCAAUCACCUACAUUCAUGCGAUGCUCGGUGACUUGCUGCGUCUCCAAGAGUUUCAUCUGGUUGGAGGAUCGUUACUGCGUAUUGAACUUGGAGCAUUCAGGGGUCUGGCACGCUUCAGAUUGCUAAAUGUGUCUAGAAAUCUUCUAACCACACUCGAGAAGAGAGUUUUUCAUUCAUUGGACACCCUUGAAAGUCUGGGACUUGACAACAAUCCACUUGCAUGCGACUGUCGAUUGCUAUGGGUGGUGCGCAAGCGCCUCUAUCUGGAUUUUGGUGGAUAUCCACCAACUUGCACUACCUCUGUCCAGUUGCAGGGCUGGAAUUUUCUGGACUUCUCUGAAGCUGAGCUCCCAGGUUUGCUCACCUGUCGGCAGCCUCGAAUUCUGAACCACAAACCUCAAGAAGUGAAAGUGGACCAGGGACACACGGUGGUGUUUUACUGCAACGUGGAAGGUGACCCUCAGCCAUCUGUCACUUGGCUAAACCCACAGCUAAGACCGUUAUCACCCAUUGGAAGAAUACGAGCUCUGUCCAAUGGCUCACUGGAGGUCCGCUAUGCACAGCCUCAAGACAGUGGUACUUACCUGUGUGUGGCAUCUAAUGCAGCAGGAAAUGACAGUCUGCCUGUCAGCCUCCAUGUCCGAUGCUUUCCAUCAUCUUCUAAAAACCCCUUUCGUCUUAAGAGUUGGUUUGCCUUUCCGUCUGCCUCUCCUGGUGUGAAUGGACCUCAGAAACUCCCAUUUGAUUUCAAGACGUUACUGGUAGCAGCAACUAUUGGGUUUGCUUCAUUUUUCAGCUCUGUGAGCAUAUGUUUCAUUUUCAUGUUCUUCUGGAGUAAGAGCAAAGGGCGAAUAAAACACACGGCCACAAUUGCUUAUGUGCCACGAAGCGCUGCGUCAGGUAGUGCUGGAGGCACAGGUAAUGAGACCAGCAGGUUCACCAUGAAACUAAUAUGA
Scomber japonicus (chub mackerel) is the source of this 1821-nucleotide messenger RNA. RefSeq names its product leucine-rich repeat and immunoglobulin-like domain-containing nogo receptor-interacting protein 1. Gene Ontology annotation, molecular function: protein binding. The transcript has a single exon. The coding region runs from base 1 to 1821 and encodes 606 amino acids. NCBI's taxonomy places the organism in Eukaryota, Metazoa, Chordata, Actinopteri, Scombriformes, Scombridae. The record is from RefSeq and is a predicted model, not a curated record.